CGUCAAAAAAACACUAAUUUCCCGCCUUCGCCUUUUAUGUUUAGUAUUGUAUUUGAUUUUCAGUUUUACAUUUAUUUUUUUGUUAAAUAUGAAUUAGAUCAUUCAAUGGUAAAAAGUUGUGAAAAAUUAGUCCAUCAUUGAGUGCAAAAUAGUCUAAAUAGGGAAUUAUUUGUAUUUGUUUUUUUAACUAAAAUGCCUGCUAUUGUUGAAACUGAAGAUAAUAGUGAACAUUCUUCUGCGACACUUACGGAUGAUAAUUUUGACGUUAAGAAAAGGAAUAAUGCAUAUUCUUCAAACCAGCACACUUUGUCAUCUGAAGUCUUUUCAAACACACAUAAAUCUCAUUGCAAUACAAAACAAAUGAGUAUUAAAAAUAUGUUCACUAUGAAGAGGUCCCGAAGUCCGACAAUUAAUGGGGAAAGUAAUCAUAAACAGAAAAAACCUAAAACUAUAGAUAACGUAGAUCAAAAUGAAAAUGAAGGUAAUGUAACAGAAAACAACUGUGGUAAUAAAAUAGUACAAGAAAAUACAAAACUAAAUAGUUUUGAUGACUGCAGUGUUAAUUGUGAUGAUAACACUGAACAAUGUGAUAAUGAUAACACUAUUCAAUGCAUUGAAGGUGCUUCUAAUAGAGACAACAAUAAUGAUAAUAUAAAUAAAUUAAAUCUGCAUACUGAUACACAUCUGAUCUCUGAACUUAAGAGUAAAGAUAAUAUUGCAAAUGUGGAGAAAUGUGACAUCUGUGGGCAGUUUUUAAAUAAUUCUGACAUCAUAUACUUCCAAGGACACCCACAAAAUGCUGUGGAAGAAUUUAUAGCCUUGACAAAUGAAAAGUUAGUUUUAGCCUCUGGUGAAGAAGGUGAUAUUAUGGAAAGACCUCAAACAAACAUAACAGGAUUCUCUAUAUUUGAUGAACAAGGCCAUCUUUGUCCUAUAGAUUGUGGUCUUAUAGAAAAUGAUAUCCGUAUUCAUAUGUCUGGAUAUUUAAAAUCAAUUUGUUCUGAUUCACCAGAUAUUGAUGAGGAAUCUAUCCCUGUAAAAGAUGUGGGACCUAUAAUUGAAUGGUUUAUUCAUGGAUUUGAUGGAGGCCAGAGAAAUUGUAUUACAUUAUCUACUGAAUUUGGGGAAUAUAACUUAUUAAAACCUAAUGAAGAUUACACACCUCUAAUGAAUAACUUAUAUGAAAAAAUUAGACUAAGUAAAAUUGUAGUAGAAUACUUAGAGGAGUAUCAUUACUUACAACCAACUUAUGAGGAUUUACUGGAAGUGCUUAGAGAAGCUACAAUUCCAGAAUGUGAUGAUAAAAAAAUGAGUGAAGAAAUGUUACACAAGCAUGCACAAUUUGUAUGUGACCAAGUAGUUAGUUUAGAAACUGAUGAAGAUGAUGAACCUUUAAUAACAUUACCAUGUAUGAGAGAAUUAAUUAAAUUAAUGGGUAUAAAGUUCGGAAAACGCAAAUAUCGAACAAAAAUAGAUUACAAAAAAAUUGAUAAAAAGGCAUGGACUAGGGCUACUACUACACCAUUAGUGAGAAAAACAUUCGAAAGUUUUUUUACUAAUCAACUGGAUAAGACUAAUCAUGAAUUAGUUCUGAGAAGAAAAAGAUGUGGGGUAUGUGAAGCUUGCCAAUUGCCAGAUUGCGGUGAAUGCAAUGCUUGCAAAGCUAUGGCUAAGUUUGGUGGCCAUGGUCGCACCAAAAAAGCGUGUGUUCGUAGGUUAUGUCCCAAUAUGGCGGUAGAACAAGCUAAUGACUCUGAAUCAGAUGAUGAAGAUGAAUUUGAAAAAAUGGCUGAAAAGAAACAUCAAGAUAAAAUAGAUGAUGUUGUGCCUGUUAAGUUAACUGGAAAUAAUAGGAAAAUCAAAUGGAUUGGUGAACCAAUUAAAGCAGAUGCUACUAAAAUUUAUUAUGAAAAAGUUGAAAUUGAAGAUUCGGAACUUCAAAUAGGAGACUAUGUUAUGGUAGAAACAUCACAACCAAAUAUACCAGCUUUAGUCGCGAGAGUUGUGUAUAUGUGGAAAGAAAUAUUUAAUCCAAAAUUAGGAUUCUUUCAUGGAGAAGUGUUUAUUAGAUCUUCUGAUACAGUUUUAGGAGAAGUAGGUGAUCCCAGAGAGAUAUUUUUAGGAGAUAGAUGUUGUCAUGGAGCUCCUCUUUCUUCAAUCCUAAGAAAAGCCUGUGUUGAAAAACAUCAAACUCCCAGUGAUUGGUUUAAGCUUGGAGGUAAAGAUGUAGUUGAUGACAAUUUUGAAGAUGAUGGUAAAACAUAUUUUUAUAAGAAGUAUUAUGAAAGAUUCACUGCACGUUUUGAAGACCUACCAGAUGAUCCAAAUUGCCCUAAUGAAUUAAGAAAACAUAGAUUUUGUCCCUCGUGUGAACGUAAAACUAAAAGAGAUUCACGAAACAUACCAAAGGUAUCAGGUAAAUUAUUAGAUUCAGAAAUUGUGACAGAAAAUUAUAGAACCGAAUGGACGACAGUUACAUGGCAAAGUCAUGAAUAUAAAAAGGGAGGUGCAGUGUUUUUAAAACCAGGAACAUUUAAGCUGAAAAAUAGUUUCAAUAGCUCAAAUAACAAUAUUAGUCAGAAGUUAGAGAAGGUAGAUGAAGAUAUUUAUCCUGAAUAUUACAGAAAAAGCGACAAUAACUUACGAGGGUCAAAUAUUGAUACAGGUGAACCUUUCUGUGUGGGUUACAUAGCAGCUGUAAUGGCUGGAGGGGACGGACCACUUAUUGUACCGCAAGAUAUUUAUCUUAAAGUUAAUGUAUUGUAUAGACCUGAAAAUACAACUACAAGGUUUCCCCAGCAUGAAGAUCUUAAUCUUGUUUAUUGGAGUGAUGAAAUACGAGAAGUUCCUUUUUCUGCUGUUGUAGGACCCUGUCAUUUGAUUUAUGAACAAAAUAUACCACAAAAUUGCACCUUACAGGAUUGGUUAGAAGCUGAUCCAAUUAGAUUUUACUUCAGAAUGGCAUUCAACAAGGAAUCUGGUCAAUUCAUAGAUAUACCGCAACAUGCAAUGAGCAUUGGUCGUAUCGAUAAAGGAAAAGACAAAGGGAAGGGGAAAGGAAAAUCAAGUAAGCCUAUGAAUGGAAAUAAUACUAAAUUAGAUGAUAUUAAAAUAAGACCAUUAAGAACUUUAGAUGUUUUUGCGGGAUGUGGCGGGUUAUCGGAUGGUCUACACCAAGCUGGCAUAGCAGAGUGCAAGUGGGCUAUAGAAAAUUUAGAAGCUGCAGCACAUGCAUAUUCUCUCAAUAAUAAAAAUUGUAUAGUUUUUAAUGAAGAUUGCAAUGCAUUAUUAAAGGAUGCUAUAGAUGGUGUCACACAUCGCAGUGGAUUGCGCCUUCCCAUGCAGGGCGAAGUGGAACUGUUGUGUGGAGGGCCCCCCUGUCAGGGUUUCUCUGGUAUGAAUAGAUUCAAUUCAAGGGAAUACUCCAAUUUCAAAAAUUCAUUAGUGGCUUCUUAUUUGUCUUAUUGCGAUUAUUAUCGACCAAAAUAUUUCAUCCUAGAAAACGUGCGUAACUUCGUUGCUUUUAAAAAAGGAAUGGUUUUAAAAUUGACACUCAGGGCUUUAUUGGAUAUGGGUUAUCAGUGUACAUUUGGCAUAUUACAAGCAGGAAACUAUGGGGUGCCACAAACUAGGCGGAGAUUAAUAAUUUUAGCAGCAGCGCCGGGAUAUAAAUUGCCUUCAUACCCAGAACCUACACACGUUUUUAGUCGGCGCGCUUGCUCUUUGACCACUACUAUAGACGGAAAAAGGUUCGUUACAAAUAUCCAAUGGGACGACUCAGCUCCUAGAAGAACAUGUACGAUACACGACGCCAUGAGCGAUUUGCCACGCAUAUGUAAUGGAGCUAACAAAAUUGAUAUAGAUUACGGUUCUAUGCCAGAAAGUCAUUUCCAACGCUUAAUAAGAAGUAAGGAUGAAUCAGCAAAAUUGCGAGAUCAUAUUUGUAAAAAUAUGGCCCCACUGAUACAAGCAAGGAUAUCUAGAAUUCCCACCACUGCAGGAUCAGACUGGAGAGAUCUACCAAACAUAUCAGUAACAUUAUCUGAUGGGAGCAAAUGUAAGGUGUUGCAGUAUCGCUAUGAAGACAAGAAGAACGGACAAUCUCGCAGUGGCGCCCUGCGCGGCGUGUGCGCGUGCGCAGCCGGCGGCGGUUGUUCAUCCGCCGACAAGCAGGAACACACGCUCAUACCCUGGUGCCUGCCGCACACGGCCAACCGCCACAACAACUGGGCUGGACUCUAUGGGCGGCUGUCAUGGGACGGGUACUUUAGCACGACGGUAACCGACCCCGAGCCGAUGGGGAAGCAAGGCCGUGUGCUGCAUCCCGAUCAGCCCCGUGUAGUAUCCGUGCGGGAAUGCGCACGUUCACAGGGCUUCCGUGACACAUACCUCUUCGUUGGCUCCGUGCUCGACAAACAUCGACAGGUCGGCAAUGCAGUGCCCCCACCACUCGGAGCUGCUGUAGGGAGAGAAAUAAAGAAGGCGCUAACUAGGACUUUGAACAAAAAUCAAGCCUAAAUAUAUUUUAUUACAUCAUUAUAUAUUUUUAUGAACACAUCAAAAUAAAUCAUG
This is a messenger RNA of Achroia grisella, 4572 nucleotides long. It is a transcript of the gene Dnmt1, whose product is annotated as DNA (cytosine-5)-methyltransferase PliMCI-like. The record is from RefSeq and is a predicted model, not a curated record. Gene Ontology annotation, cellular component: nucleus. Bases 193 to 4518 code for a protein of 1441 amino acids. Gene Ontology annotation, molecular function: chromatin binding; zinc ion binding; DNA binding. Lineage: Eukaryota; Metazoa; Arthropoda; Insecta; Lepidoptera; Pyralidae. The transcript has 8 exons.